This is a messenger RNA of Gastrolobium bilobum, 982 nucleotides long. RefSeq lists its product as uncharacterized. The coding region runs from base 100 to 591 and encodes 163 amino acids. NCBI's taxonomy places the organism in Eukaryota, Viridiplantae, Streptophyta, Magnoliopsida, Fabales, Fabaceae. The transcript has 3 exons. The record is from RefSeq and is a predicted model, not a curated record.
UAUUCUCUACUAUUUCCUUAGAAAUUCGCCCAGUUGAACAUCACCCAAUCUUUGUUUUUGUGAACGAAAGAGGCAGAGAGUGCUGAAAAUUGAAGGAGUAUGUCCCUACCCCAGAAGGGCCUCUGUUGUGGCUUUGACAUUCAUAACCAUAAUGUAAGCUCACUCACGCUGUCAUCAGUUACUGUAUGCAGCAGCACCAGUUACCAUAGCCGAAAGACGCCAUUAAAAUCAACUCACAUCCACAUGCCCAAGUCUCCACUUCAAUCAGUGGAUCUAAUGACAAGUGGUAAACCAUGGAGGAAGUUGAAGCCUUUAUCAGCAGCUCUUCCAGUUCCACCGCCGCUUGACCUCACAGAAAACAACGUGAGACAGGUUUUGGUCGAUGCUCGAGGGGAGCUGGGUCAGAUCUUUGACACUUCUGUUGGUAUCACAGGAAAGGUUGAACUGGCGGAGUUGGAUGGACCUUUCGUGAAGAUUAGCCUCAAAGGUCGGUUUUGGCACGAGCGUUCCAUGGUCCUGGCCAGAGUGGGUAAUUAUCUGAAACAGAGGAUUCCUUUUCCUUUUUUCUGCUUUGGUUUCAGGAGAUUUUAGAGGUUGAUAUAGAAGACGAGAAACAAUUGGAUGACAGUCCUGAGAACUUCUAAGGUACUGCACAUGGCUUUCCACUCUUUUUCGAUUACCCAAUUCCUUAGAUAAGUGGAUUUGUUUAGUGUAAUUUUUAAGUGGAUGAGAAACCGUUAAAAAGAUCACAAUGGGAUUAUCUGUACAUUUUUGCUAUCUUUAUUAGUUGGGUAAUAAUGUUACUUUCACAUAGAACUUUCUCUUAUAAUUCUCAUCAUCAUCACCCAUUUCUCUUUCUCUUUCUCUUUCUCUCUCUUUCUUUGUUUUAUCAAUGUCGAUGGAGUAAGUUGAACUAUCCAUAUCCUCAUCAUUUGGCAGAGUAUUGCAGUUUCCUUGUUGUCCAGUUCGAUAUUUCAGUAAU